AUGUCUGAACGUGUUACUCGGGCGCGUGACCGUCUUACAUCAAAUGAGAAAGAAAUUAUGAAAAAGCGAGCAUUAAGCCACAAACUCGGAAAACUUAAUCCGGAUGAAGCUGUUAAAAUUCCCAAAAUCGGUGAAUGGAAUCUUGGACAAACAAAAGUAGCGCCAGAUGAGAAGGAUCUUGAUAUUCUAAAUCAGCCAGUGGAUAUGGGUCCACUUGAUCCUUUACAAAAUGCGCCACCAAUUUCAGCAAUUAUUGAUUUUAAUCCGAAAAAACCUAAAACUAUUCGUGCUAAUUCACGUUUUGAUGCACCUUACAAAAUCAAAGCUCCACCUCCAGUAACAGAACCUUUGUAUACCGGUGGUCAAGCGCCAAAAUCUUUUCCAGCAGGAACUACAUCCUCUGACAUCAGUCAAAUCAUGGUAUCCAAAACGAAACAAGCACCAAAACCCUUACCACCACUACAAGAAUCUCCGCGCAUUGAAUCUACAGACUUCUUUUUACCAAUUGAAUUAUUCGAUGAUUCAAAUUACGAGCAAUAUCCAUUAGAGUAUUUACUUCAACACCCUGAUGCAUUCUCCAAGUAUACAGUUAUAAAUAUGGGCACUGUAUGGAAAAAAUGCAAAGUAUUAGAAUACUUUCCAGAAAACAAGCUAUUUACUAUACAAUGGGAAAAAUCAACACAGAAAAAGAAAGUUACGCGCUUCAAUCUACGUUUUGAAUGCGAAGAUGAAGCAAAAUUUAAUAAAAGAAUCGAAGCAGCGAAAGAAGGCUGCAGAGCAUACGAAAUGGAGUUCCGAUUGAAUUCUCGUAUCAACCAGAUGCCUACAACAGAUUUACCUGAACUUCCUGACCAAGAAAUUUCAAAAAUAACGGAUUUGGCCAAAAAACGCACUACCAAAGAAUAUCCUAAGCUUCUAAACAAUCUCUCCACAGAGAUCAAAGAUGAAUACAAACGAUUGAACAAUACCCUAGAUUUUGCUUAUAAUCUCGAAUUAAAUCCUUUGAUACCAGAUAGAGACGAAUUCCUAUCAUUAAUAACAAAACCACCUGUCAAUCAAGAGUUUGGCCUUGUUACAACUAAUAUUCUCACUUUUCCCGAAGUCAAGCAAAAUAUUAUUGAUGAACAUCCAUACGAAAACGACGUAAUACUUAGUUGUAUACAGAAAAUGUUUCUUACCAUACAACAAUACGCCGAUCUGACGUUUUUAAGUGGAUCAUCAAAUAAAUUAAUAACUCUUGAAGCAUUUAUCGCCGAUCAAUAUCAAAUGCUUGCUGAAAAUGGCAAAGUAUAUCGUGGCCGGAUCCAAGAAACACUAGAAUCGCUUGCAAGUACCACAGUCACUCAAGUAUUGAAUAAAUCUGGUCAAAAAGAAAUCCAUCGAUUGGAGAAAAUGGUUAAUACUGCUGUAAGAAUGACAAAUUCACAAGCGAUUCUUAGCGCCCAGAAAACGCUUGACCAAUACUUGAAUAUUUUCCAACAACACAUUGAUAAUGAAAAAGAAAUUCCUCCACAAUUUUUAUUGGAUCUUAUUUUUGAUGGUGAUAAAGGUUUACAAGUUAUUCCAUCCCCUGAAUCAUUCAUUGAUCAAAUAGUAUCAGUAUUACCUCAACUGGAAUCAACUUUACUUGAUAUACCAACAAUUGUUAUGCCAAUGGUCGAAUUCAACAUUUCUAACAUGUUUUUUGAGAAUACAAUACAAGAUAUAAACGAAACACACGAUUUACUUGAAGAAACUCUUAAAAAACUGUUUGAAAAAGUGAAUGAAUUCCUUGAUAGUUAUCGUUUCUUUGAAUCUAGUUUAUCAAUAAACACUGAUAAUUUUAUAAAGGAAUUCGAUCCAGAUGGAAACAGACCAUUGGAAGAUUACCACAAACAAAUAAAAGAACUACAAAAUACUACAAGAAUAUUGACACAAGAAAUGAAACCAAAAGUUGCAAUAGGACCUUUUGAAAUACAAUGUGCUUCUUUCUGUGAAAUGAUGGCAUUUCAUACUCAUGAAAACUAUACUUUGUUAUUAAAACAAUUCAAACAAUACGCAUCAAGAGAUGUAAAACAGUUACAAGAAGUAUUUGACAAUAUUAUGGAGAAAUUAAAAGUUAUGCCAACAACUCCUGAAGAACUGAAUGAAUUAAAGAAUUUCGCAACACAAGUUAAAAACAAAGAUGAAGAAAGGAAACAAAUAAUCAAGAAAAUCAAUGAAAGAUAUGAUUUCUUGAGCUCUUAUCAGUUCGAAAUAUCAAAUGAAGAAGCAGAUGAAUACUACAAAUUGUUGUCAAUGCCAAACAAAUUGACAUUGAUGCUGGAUGACGCAGAAAGAACUGUACAAGUUGAAAGAAUAAGAAUGAUUAAAGAUUUAAGAACAAAUCAAAAGAGUUUGGAACAAGAAACAACAGAAAUUUCCAAACAAAUACCUUUAAUUAUCACAAAAUACCAAGAUUUGGAAGAUUCAAUAGAAGCUUAUGACGCAGUUACUGAAGUUGAUAAAGAAUUACAUAGAUUGAAAGAUUUGGACUCGAAAUAUUCCAAUCAAGAUGAAAUCUUCGGUUUCGAUGCUGCUCCUUGUCGUCCUCUUGAUAAAUUAUGUCAAGAAUUCGCUCCGAUAAGUAUGUUAUGGAAUCUUGCAAGUGAAUGGAAUUCUACAAGUUCACAAUGGCUUGAUACUCCUUUCUUGCAAACUAAACCUGAUCAAAUGAAUAAUUUCAUUGCUUUGUGUAUCAAGAAAAUCCAAAAACUCAAAAAAGAUUUGUUGAAUCACCAGGAUUUAAUGAACCAUGUUUUGUUACCUUUGGCUGAUGCAAUUAAUAAAUUCAAGCAGCCAUUGCAAUUAGUGUCUAAAUUAAGACAUUUAGGUAUCAAAACAAAACAUUGGGAACAAAUCUCUGAAAUUGUUGGAUUUAACUGUGUUCCAACAAUGGAUUUAACAUUACAAGGCUUUCUACAAAUGGAUUUAGGAAGAUGGGGACAACAAAUAACUGAAGUUGCUUCUGUUGCCAUGCAGGAAUAUUCCAUUGAAUCUGUUUUGGAUAAACUUGAUCUCGAACUCGAAACAACACAAUUCAUAACAAUUCCGUUCAGAGAUUCAGGUCAAUUCAUCAUUUCCGGUGUUAAUGACAUCAUUUCUAUAAUUGAUGACCAAUUAGUCACUUCACAAACUCUUCUUUCAUCUCCUUACAUCGCUCCUGUAAAGAAAAGAGCUCUUGAAAGAUUGGAUUUCUUGAGACAUUGCCAUCAAACAAUGGAAGAAUGGGUCACGUGUCAAAGACAGUGGCUUUAUUUACAGCCAAUCUUCAGUGGCUCCUCAAUACAGAAGAAACUCCCAAGAGAAGCUGCAAGCUGGGCAAACGUUGAUAAGUUAUGGGCAUCGUCAAUGACGUUGACUCAUAAUCAUCCAAGUUUCGUAAAUGUCAUGAAACGUGACAAAAUUUUUGAAACAUUUCAAGAAUGCAACAGAUUGUUAUCUUUCGUUUACGAAGGCUUGAACACGUAUCUAGAAACGAAGAGACAAGGAUUCCCGAGAUUCUUCUUCUUGUCAAAUGAUGAAAUCAUUGCAAUCUUGAGUACAACAAAAGAUUACGCUGAAGUACAAAAAUCAUUUAAGAAAUUGUUUGAAUACGUGAAUUCUUUGACGAUUACUCCUGAAAGAUUCAUCACAGAGAUGCAUGAUGGAGCAACAGAAACAGUACCUUUGAUAAACCAAAUCGAUGCGAACACAGAAGAAAUUGAAGAAUGGAUGAAUAAUUUCGAAGAUGAAAUGAAAAACACACUCAAAAACAAGAUCCAAGAAGCGAUUUCCCUUUAUUCGAAGAAGAAAAGAAGUGAAUGGAUGGAAGAGUUUCCAGCACAAGUCAUCUUAAUAUCCAAUCAAAUAUUAUGGACACAAUUAAUAACAUCUGCUUUGAGAUCAUCUAAAAAGAAAGGAAUUGUUAAUUUACAAGCAAAAUACAGUUCCGUUUUAGGUGAAUUAACCGAAAUAAUAAGAACAGAUUUAUCUCCUGGCAUGAGAAUGCUUGUUUCCUGCAUGCUAAUCUUCGAAGUUCACAACAGAGACAUCAUUAAUUUAAUGGUCAGAAACGAUGUUGAUGAUGUCGAGAGUUUCUUAUGGGAACAACAAUUGAGAUAUUACUGGGAAGAUGAUACAGUCAUUGUCAGAUCAAUCAACAACAAUUACGAGUAUUCUUAUGAAUACGCGGGUAACUCAUCAAGACUAGUUAUCACUCCUUUGACUGAUAGAUGUUACCAAACACUUUUAGCAGCAUUUAAACAGAAUUUAAGUGGUGCUCCAAGUGGUCCUGCAGGUACAGGAAAAACAGAAACAGUCAGAGAUUGUGCAAAAGCGCUCGGAAGACCAUGCGUCGUAUACAACUGCUCUGAAGAAGUUACUCCUGAACAGAUGUCACAGUUCUUCGCUGGUUUGGCAACAAGUGGUUCAUGGAGUUGUUUCGAUGAAUUCAAUAGAAUUAACAUCGAAGUUUUGAGUGUAAUUGCACAACAAUUACGAUGCAUUCAGAACGCAAUAGCUUCACAAUGCGAGAUGUUUACAUUAGAUAAAAGACAGCUCAAACUAAAUCCAAGUUGCGCUAUUUGUAUAACAAUGAAUCCUGGAUAUGCAGGAAGAACAGAACUCCCUGAUAACUUGAAAUUAAUUUUUAGACCAAUCGCGAUGAUGGUUCCUGACUUUGUUUUCAUUUGUGAAAUCAUGCUGUUCUCAGGAGGUUUCACAGCUGCAACAACACUUGCUGUUAAGCUUGUUGCUGUCUUCAAACUCUGCCAGACACAGUUAAGUAACGCAAUUCAUUACGAUUGGGGUUUGAGAACAAUGAAAACAAUUUUAAUAACUGCUGGAGAAAUGAGAAUCAAAAAACCUGACAUGAAAGAAUUCCUUAUUUUAGUUGAAUGCAUAUGUAAUAGCAUUGAACCAAGAUUAAUUGCCGAUGAUGUUGUUUUGUUCGAAGAUAUAAUUGUUGACGUGUUUCCUGAAGUCAAGCCAGAGAAAUACAUUCCAGAUGAUUUCAAAGAAGCAAUUGAAGAAUCAUUUAGAAAGAAUGAAGCAUUUCCUGACAGUAAACUCGUGAGAAAAGCAAUGGAUGUUUACGAUACAAUGUCACAAAGACAAGGAACAAUGUUAGUUGGAAGAGCAUUGAGUGGUAAAUCUGUUACAUGGAAAUCUUUGAGAGAUGCAAUGAAUAAAUUGUCAGAAAAAGAUGAAAAAUUCAAAGUAUCCGUCAAAUCAAUGAAUCCUAAAGCAGUUACGAUAUCCGAAUUAUAUGGUUUAUUUGAUCCUGUCACAAUAGGCUGGAGUGAUGGUAUUUUGUCUAAUGCUAUUAGAGAAGAUUCGAAAGAAGAAGACAAUUUCAAUCAUUGGAUUAUUAUUGAUGGCCCUGUUGAUUCUCUUUGGAUUGAAUCAAUGAAUUCUUUGUUAGAUGAUAACAGAGUUCUUUGUUUACCAAAUAACGAAAGAAUCAAUUUAGGACAGAAAGUAAAGUUGUUGUUUGAAACAGAUUCAUUGGCACAAGCUUCUCCUGCAACUGUUUCUCGUUGUGGAAUGAUUUAUUUCGAUACAGAAGACAUACAAUGGACAUUUAUUACUGAUAUGUGGCUUGACAAGAUCAAACAACAAUAUCCAUUGGUAGAAAACUUGUUGAGAACUAUUUUCCCACAUUAUAUUCCUAAAUUAAUCCAAUUCGUAACAAAUGACGCUCAACAAGCCAUCAAACAAAAUCCUUUGUUCAUUUUGAAGAAUAUGCUGAAUAUAAUUGAAUCUUUCUUUGACAUUUUGAGACAAUACGAAACAGUUAUUUCACCUGAUACUGAUGAACGGAAACAAGUUGAUCCUUUAGAUCAUUCUCUUUAUACUGCUUGUUACAAUUCAAGAGUUGCAACAACAUUUGGAAUAAUUGAACCAGAAAAAGUUCCUCUUUUAUUCGAAAGAAUUUUCAUUUUCGCUGUUGUUUGGAGUUUUGGAGCAUCAUUAGUUGAUGAUUCACGUAAUCUAUUCGAUAAAUUCCUUAGAGAUCACAUGGAUAAAGUUAAUUCAAGAUACCAAUUUCCUCCGAAAUUCACUGUUUUCGAUUAUUUCGUUGAUAUUGGCCACUUUUCAUGGAUUGUUUGGUGCGAUGGAAGCCAAGUUUUACCAAUAAAUCCAACAGUUCCGAUCGAACAACAGUUUGUUCCAACAAAUGAAUCAGUUGCUCCUCAGUACAUCACUAGAAUCCUCAGUGCACAUCAUAAACAUACAUUGUUAAUUGGUCCUGAAUCAUCCAAAUCAUUGUUGGUUAAAACAACGUUUUCAAAUCUUCCUGAAAAAUACGAUAAACAUGUAAUACCGAUGUCCAAUUGCGUAGAAGCGAAAGAAUUAUAUACAGACAUCAAGUCAUUGUUACAGAAAAGACAUGGUGCUUAUGGACCUCUUCCUGGACAAUCUCUUUUAGUGUUUUUGGAUAAUAUUGGAACACCAAAACCAGAAUUAUAUGGUGCACAACCUCCUUUAGAAUUCAUAAGACAAAUAAUUGAUUACGGAGGUUGGUAUGAUACUAAGAAGGUUGAAUUCGAAAAUGUCGCUGAAACAACAUUCAUUUCUGCAAUGGAAAUGCCUGUCGGACAUUCAUUUAACAUUCCAGAAAGAUUGUUAAGACAUUUUGUUUCUUUACACAUUCCUAAGACAAACAAAUCAUCUCUCAACACAAUAAUCACAGGAUUAUUAACACAACACCUCGAGAAACAUGAUUUGUCUGUUAAAGAAUUGAUAAGACCAACUGUUGCAGCAACAAUUGACAUCUACUUGGAAAUAUCAAAGACAUUGUUACCUGUUCCUUCGAAACCUCAUUAUAUCUUCGGAUUAAGAAACAUCGUGAGAGUUAUCAAAGGAAUUGUUUUGAGUCCUUCUCAUGAAAUUCCAAAAGACAUUGAUUUCAUGCAUUUAUGGUGGCAUGAAAUGCACAGAGAGUUCUAUGAUAGAUUCAACACUGAAGAGACAAAACAAUGGUUUAGUUCUUUGAUAAAUGAUAUCUUUGCUCAACAAUUCCAUGUCCAAACUAAUAAAGUAAUUUACGGACAAAUAACAUUUAACAAUUACUCAAAUAGCGAAAGAACAUAUGUUGAAGUUGAAGAGAAACAAGAAUUAUCAAUGGAUAGAUGCAAGAAAUAUCUUGAAGAUCAUAACUCAACAAUGCCAAAACCAUUAAACAUUGUAAUGUUCCAAGAAGCAGUUGACCAUUUAUCGUCAAUUUCAAGAGGUUUGGCUUUCCAAAGAGGACAUUUGAUGCUUGUUGGAUUGAAAGCAAGUGGUAGAAAAUCAUUGGCGAGAUUAGCAAUGUAUAUUAGUGAUAUACAAUUGUUCGAAAUCGCUUUGACAAGAACUUAUGGAAUUUUGGAAUGGAGAGAAGACAUAAAGAACUUGUUGAAACAAUGCGGAAUAAAGAACCAACAAACAGCAUUCAUGAUCAGUGAUUAUCAACUGAUUAAAUCAUUCCAAUUGAGUGAUAUUUCGAAGUUAUUAAGUGAUAGUUGGAUCUAUAAUUUGUUCUCGAAAGAUGAACUCGAACAAGUUAAAACAGAGAUCUCUAAUGGUGUCCAAUUAGAUGAAGAUCCUUUGAUUAUGUUCAAAGAAAGAAUAAGAAACAAUUUACAUAUUGUUUUGAUUGUUUCUCCUUCUUCUUCGAUAUUCCAAGAAACUCUUCAUUCUUUCAGUGAUUUACUAAAAGAAACAACAAUGGAUUGGUUCAUGCCAUGGUCAUCAAAUUCAUUAGAAGCUGUUGCAACAAAUGUUUUGGAGAAAUCUUCAAUUUCUGAUCCAGAAAUGAGGAAGAAAAUUGUUUCUUUCUGCGUAAGAGCACAUAAAUCUGUUGAAGCAACAAGUGCUAAAUACUUAGCAGAAAAGAAGAGAUACACAGCUAUUACUCCUUCCAGAUUCUUUGAUUUGUUAAAGUUGUUCAUGCAGAGAUUGGAAAAUCAAAUAAGUCAAACAGAACAAAAAGUCAAAGAUUUCGAUAGUGGAAUUGAAAAAAUCGAGAAAACAAGAAACCAAAUCCAAGAACUCUCCAAACAAUUGGAUAUUGACAUUCCUAUUCUCAAAAACAAACAGAAGAAUGUCGAAGAUCUCAUCAAAGACUUACAGAAGAAACAAGCAGAUGUAGAACAAACAAGAACAGCAAUCAAAGAACAAAGUGAAAAAGCAGAAGUCGAAGCAACAGCUGCUGCUGAAGCGAAUAAAAUCGCUCAAGAAAAACUGAAUGAAGCGAAACCAAUUUUACAAGGUGCACAAGAUGCAAUCGACAUGAUUGAUAGAGAUUCGAUUGUUAACAUCAAACAAUUGAAGAAGAUUCAUCCUGCUUUGCGAGAAGCUUUCGAAGCAAUUUGUAUUUUGUUUGGAAGACAACCAAGAAAAGUAGACAGUGGAACACCAGGAGUAAAGACAGAAGAUUAUUGGCCAGAAGCUCUUGUUCUUCUAAAUGAUGUCGCUUUUCUAAAGAAAAUAAGAAACUUCCAACCUGAUACAAUAACGAAAGAAACAAUCAAGAAAUUGGCUAAAUACGUGCCAACAGAUAAAAAGACGAGAGAAGACAAAUUGGCUGAUGUAAGAAGUGGUUAUCAUGCAGUAGGAAACAUCUAUUUCUGGUUGUGUUCUUUGUAUGAUUAUUGGUAUGUCCACCAAGAAAUUAUUCCUCUCCAAAACGAAGCAGAUGCAGCUGCAAGCAAAUACGAGAAACAGCUUGAAAUACUGAAUAAUUCUAAAAACCAUUUGGCAGAAACUGAAGAACAACUCAAAGAUCUUCUAUCCCAAGUUGACACAGAAAAGAAGAACGUCAAAGAACUUCAAGACAGUGUCAACAUCACACAAUUAAAACUCUCUAGAGCACAGAAAAUCAUGGUCGGAUUAGGAGUUGAAGUCAAGAGAUGGAACCAACAAAAAUCCGAUUUGAUUGCAAGUUCUACGAGUGUUGUUGGCGACAAUUUGUUGAUCUCUGGUUGUCUGACGUAUUUCGGAGCAUUCGGACCAACAUACAGACAGAGAUUGAUGGAUGAAUGGAGAAUGUAUUUGUUGAACGACAGUUUUGUUUUCGCUUCCAAUUUCUCUAUAAUCCAACAACUCGGAAACGAUGCGAAAACAAGACAAUGGAUUUACAUGGGUCUUCCAAAUGAUUCUCAUUCAAUUGAAAACGCUUUGAUCAUUGAAGCUUAUCCUGAAUCAUUCCCUCUUUUAAUUGAUCCUCAGUUCAACGGCACGAAAUGGUUGAAACUGUUUGAAGGUGACCAAUUAAAAGUCCUGCAUUUCGACCAAUCAGAUUUUGUCCAACAACUCAAAUCAUGUAUAACAUUUGGUUUGCAUGUUUUGAUUGAAAAUGUUGGUUUCGAAUUCGAUCCAAUCAUUGAGCCAAUUCUUUCCAGAGAGUUCAUAAUAACAGAUGGAAUGAAGAAGAUCUCAAUUGGCGGUGAAUACAUUGAUUACUCACCAAACUUCAGAUUGUUUAUGUCCACGAAAUAUCCAAAUCCUCAUUAUUCUCCUGAAAUUUGUUCCGAAGUUUCUUUGAUCAAUUUCGUCACAACACAGAGUGGAUUGUCCGAUUUCCUGAUGAAUUCCUUGAUAGAAGUAGAAAGAGAUGAUUUAGACAAGAAGAGAGUUUCUAUCAUGGAAUCAAACGCCGAAAACACAAACAAACUCAAAACUUUGGAAGGCCAAAUUUUGACAAUUGUUAAUAAUGCUGGCGAAGACAUUUUAAGUGAUGACAAUGCAAUAAACACUUUAACAAGUGCCCAAAAGACAACAUUGUCAAUCGAACAACAAUUAGCAUUAUCAGCUAAAACGGAAUUACAAAUACAACAAUACAGAACUAAAUUUGUUUCCGUUGCUGAAUAUGCUGCACAAUUAUAUUUCUGUGCAUCAGAUUUUUCGAUUAUUGAUCCAAUGUAUCAAUUUUCAUUGAUGUGGUUUGUUGACAUCUUCAAGAAAGCUGUUAAAGAAGCACCACAUCCACAAGAUGUCAAUCAAAUGAUUGCAAGUUUCCAACAUUCCAUUGGAGUCAAAUUCUUCCAAAGUGUUUCUUAUUCUUUGUUUUCAAAACACAAAUUACUGUUUUCUUUCUUAGUAACAGUCCGUGUUUUGUUAUUCCAAGAAAAGAUUACACAAUCGGAAUUGGCUUUUCUUUUAUCUCCAACAAUUGAGAAAACAGAGAAAGCUAUUAGAUGGAUAUCUGAUAGUCAAUGGGAUCUUGUUUCUGCAUUGACAAAAUCAUCAAAUUCAUUUGCGAAUUUGAUAACAAAUAUCCAAGAAAAAGAAGAUUUGUGGCGCCAGUACAUGUCAUCAACAAAUGCAGAAAAUGUUGAUCCUCCAAUGGGAACAACACCAUGGGAACAUCUCUUGAUAUUAAGAGUCUUCCAUUUCGAUAGAGUUUGCAAUGGAAUGAGAGUUUUCAUUUCUAAAACUCUUGGAAAAGAAUUCAUCGAACCUCCGCCAUUAAACAUCCGACAAAUCUUCGCGGAUUCGAAUCCUUUGACUCCUUUAAUUUUCGUGAUUACGCCUGGUAUCGAUCCGCAAGACGAAAUACUCUCAGUUGCUGAACAUUUAGAAGUUUCUCGCGCUGUUAAGUUCUAUUCUCUUGGAAGAGGAAGAGGACAAGGUGCAGAAAAACUGAUUGAAGAAGCUUCUUCUGCAGGAUUCUGGGUAAUUUUGCAGAAUUGCCAUCUUUCUUUAUCAUGGAUGCCUAGAUUGGAACACAUUGUUGAUGGAUUAGUUGGAAAUGUCCAUCCAAGAUUCAGGUUGUGUUUAGUUACGAUGUCUACACCUCAAUUUCCAAUUGGUGUUUUGUUCCGAGGCACAAAAUUAAUUUACGAAAUUCCUAAAGGAGUUAGAGAGAACAUGAUGAGAAUAUAUAGUGGUUUCGAUCAAGAAAUGUACAAUGAAAACAAUAAUUUACUUGAGAAACAACUCACUUUCCACUUGGCUUUCUUCCACGCUGUUGUUUUGGAGAGAUUACAGUUUGGAAGUUUGGGAUGGAAUGUUCCUUAUGAAUUUAAUUUGAGUGAUUUCAACAUUUCUCGGAAACAACUUGCUUCUUUCAUUUCUGAAGCAGGUGGAGAUGUUGCACCAUUUGAGUCAUUGACAUAUGUCAUUGGCAAACUCAAUUACGGUGGAAGAGUCACUGAUAAAUGGGACAGUCGUUUGUUACAAGCGAUUUUACAACAAUUUUUGUCACAAACAGCAAUAAGUUCCGCGGAACCAUUUGGCCAACAUUUCCUUGCUCCUCCUCCAAACUCAUCGCACGAAGAAGUACUAAAACAAAUCAACAAAUGGGACGUAGUUACACAAGGAGAAGACAUCGGAUUAUCAAAGAACGCAAGCACAAUUGUCGCAAGACAUGAAGCACAUAACAUUUUUAAUUCUGUCAUCGAAAUUGAUCCAACAUUAAUUUCUACUUCUGGAUCUUCUGAUGACACGUCUUAUAUAACUAAACUUGUAGAGAACUACGCGAAACAAUUACCACAGCAGUUCAAUACAGCGCAGUUAACAAGACAAAUGAGAGCUUCAUCGAGUAAUUGCGAUGUUUUCUUAGUUUGUUUAUUGCAUGAAUGUCAUUUAUAUAAUAAUUUGUUAUCUGUUAUUUCUUUGUCUUUGUCUGAAGCACAGGAUGCAUUGAAUGGAAGCAGAUUAAUGAAUGAUGAUAUCUCUCAAACAAUACAUUCAUUAGUUGCCAACAAAGUUCCUCCGAAAUGGAGAUCUGCUUCUUAUUUAACUUCUCUUCCUGCAACGCUAUUCAUUGAAGAUUUGAUUGAUAGAACUAAAUUCAUUGACGCAUGGACAAGAGGUGUUCGACCAAAGGUAUUUAAACUUGGCGCUUUCUUCCAUCCUGAAGAGUUCUUAACAGCUCAUUUGCAGUUGUUCGCAAGGAAAAACAAAGUUCCUUUCGACACUGUCAGAUGGUCAACGAAAGUUUUGAGUGAAAGAACAGGUGCAGCAAUAAAUGAAGAACCAGAAGAUGGUUUGUACGUUGAAGGACUGUUUAUAGAAGGCGCAAAGUGGAGUAGCAGUGAGAAUUGCUUGGUAGAAUGCAACUCUUCUGAUUUGAUUUCGACACUUCCUGUAAUUCAUUUGAUUCCAACAACAGAUCCGGACGACAAAGGUUAUGAAUGCCCUGUUUUCAGGACACAAGUAAGAGGAACUGGAGCUUUGGAUCCACCAAACUAUAUCAUGAGUCUGUGGCUGCCAAAUGGAAAACUAUCACAUGCACACUGGAUACAAAGAUCUGUGGCAGCUAUCAUAACAGUUCGUGAAUAA
Trichomonas vaginalis G3 is the source of this 12270-nucleotide messenger RNA. RefSeq names its product dynein light chain binding. The record is from RefSeq and is a predicted model, not a curated record. Gene Ontology annotation, molecular function: ATP binding; minus-end-directed microtubule motor activity; dynein intermediate chain binding. Gene Ontology annotation, cellular component: dynein complex. The transcript has a single exon. Lineage: Eukaryota; Parabasalia; Trichomonadida; Trichomonadidae. Gene Ontology annotation, biological process: microtubule-based movement. The coding region runs from base 1 to 12270 and encodes 4089 amino acids.